AUGAAGCCAGAUGUCAUUCAGUGGAACAAGCGCAUCUCUCGAGCCAGUGGCUCGCGAGCGCUCCAACUCUUGGAAGAGGUCCAAGCCGUGCAGCUGCAGCCCACCGUCGUCUCCUUCACCGCGGCUUUGCGCGCGCUGUCCGGCGCCCGAGUCUGGCGCCGGGCGCUGCAGCUCUGGCAGCGCAUGGGGCAGCAGGGCCUGGAGCAUGACGUCGUGGCCUGCAAUGCAGCUGCCAGCUGCCUUGAGGCUUGGAGCGAGGCGGCGGUCUUUCUGCGGGAACUCCAGGUGAGAUGCUUGAAAGUGGACACCAUCUCCCACAACGCGGCCAUUAGCACUUGUGAAGCGAGCCAGUGGCAGCAAGCCUCCGCUUUGCUGGAUGUCCUGCAGGUGAAGUUCCUACAACCCACUGCUGUGUCUCUGAAUGCCGUGAUGAGUGCCGAGAGACGGUGGCCUGCGAGUUUGAUGCUCCUACAGAUGGGUGCAAGAUGCCUCGAAGCCACCGCCCACUCCUACAGCGCGGCGGUCAGCGCCUGCGGCAAAUUCAGCUGGGCAGCCGCGUGGGCCUUGCUGGGGGAGAGCGCAGGGCGAAGCCUUACCAACGUGGUGGUAGUCAGCGCCGCCAUCAGCGCGGCGAGCGCUCCGAUGCUUUGGACAGGCGCGUCGCAGCUCUUGGCCUCGCUGCCUGCCGUCACUUCGGUCGCCUUCGGCGCCGCGGUGAGUGCCGUGGCGAGCAGCGGCCGGUGGCAGAAGGCGCUGGAGCUGUGGCAGGAGUGUCGAGCGCAAAGCCUUGCUGACAUUAUCACGUGCAAUGCUGCCGUCAGCGCCUGCGAGCACGGGGCCUGGCAAACCGCUUUGAGGCUUCUGCAGGAAGCGCGAAUUGAGCGCUUGCACCUCACCCUGGUCAGCUACAAUAGCACCAUCACCUCCUGUGAGAAGGGCUCGGCCUGGAAGACGGCCUUGGCUCUGCUCGCGGAGUCGAAGUCCAGUCGUCUGGAGCCGGACGUGGUGACCUACAACUCAGCGCUCAGCGCCUGCGAGAAGUCUCAGCGAUGGCAGGCCGCUCUACUGCUCUUCGCGGAAGUUUCCACGCCGGAUCUGAUCACCUAUAGCUCUGCUGUCGGCAGUUGCCGAAGAUCCGGACAGCACGCCUUGGCGCUGCUGAAAAGUGCCGCAGAUCAGCGAGUGCAGCUGGAUCCCACGACCUACGGUCUGGCCUUGUCGGCCUGCGAGUUGGCGGGCGCGUCUUUGGCGGCGCGCCGGCUGCUGGGCCUACUGGAAGUGGGGUGUCUUACGGGCGCAUCAUGGGCUACUUGGGUGAGAUGA
Effrenium voratum is the source of this 1323-nucleotide messenger RNA. The record is from the annotation of a GenBank genome assembly. Lineage: Eukaryota; Dinophyceae; Suessiales; Symbiodiniaceae.